CAGCUCAGUACGUGGCUGUCGUGAAACAAAGUUGUCGAAAAUAACCAUUCGCAUUUUCAGUGAUUUUCUAUUUGUUGACGUCAGAAAAAUAUGUUAUUAUGUAAACCUGUUACGGACUGAUAGCUUCUUAAACGAAGGGAAGACCUUCAUGUAAUACUCUAUCAGCAGUUAAUUUUAAACUGUCAAUAUGAUGGAAGAAUCAUCAGACGAAUCUGCAGAGAUAAUAUCAAAUGAGGAGGCAGAGUUGGCAAAGAAAAUGCAGGAAAGUGCAGAAAUCAAUAAACCUCCAGCAGGUGCACCUGCAGGCACAAAGUUCACUCCAAGUGUGGCUGCACCAUCUCCAUUACCAGAUUUCAUGAGUAGCCCAGGGGCAUCACCAGCUAAACCAACCCUACAGAAAUCAAGAGAAUCCUCCCCAGCAGUAUCUUCCCCACAGCAAAAGGAAGUUACCGUCCCAUCUCCACCCCCCAGUCUUCAGACUCCCAGUCCAGUGGCCAAAACCAGCUUAUCUCCUCCAGCUCCAAUAGAAACACCUCACGAAGCAAGCUCACAGAUCCCCAUCCCAGCAGAGAUGGUUCCGGAAUCACCCAAAAGUCCAAGUGACCAGGGAGGGGGGUUGUUUUCAUGGAUUGGGGGAAGCAACCUUGUUCACAAAGUGGUGGAAAAAACCAAGAGCUCCAUGGAGAGCAUGAUCACAACUCUGGACCCAGGGAUGAGAGAAGUCAUCAGAACAGGGGGAGAUAUCUACAUUGUUGUGACAUCAGAAAAAGAGAAUAAAGUCGGGGCCGUGAGAGAGGCAUUUCAAACAGUGUUUGGCAAAGCCAUUGUUAGAGGAAUGGAUAGUAAAGCAACAACUGCAGUACAGCCUGUUGGUUACACAUGUGGUUUAAAAGGAGCAGAGGAGAGGAUCCAGAAUCUUCGUGAAAAGGGGGAGCUGCCAGAUGGACAACCUGUGGUGUCAGUGGAAGGGUUCAUAGUAGAGUUACUCCCAGACAGGUGGUAUGAAAUGAGCUGCUUGAUUCUACAAGACCCUACCAACAGAAUAGAACUACGAACAUUUUCACAACCGACCCCUAUACCUGCAGAGUUCAUCCUACAGGCACAGGACAAAACUCCGUCAGAUUAUCCACUACGGUGGGCGGGUCUGGCCGUUUCCAUUGGUCAGAUUGUGGAAGAGUCCAUGCCUCACAUUGGUCGAUCAGAUUGGCAGGGGGCACUGACAGGUGUUAAUCGACGUGAAUCUCUGACAAUGGCUGCCAAAACUCUGGCUUACAUGUACCAACAGAGGCUACCACCUACUGUUGUAUAAUGGCGAACCUUGAUCUCGUUAUCUUUUUGUUUGUUUUAUUUCAUUGUAAUGUGAUUAUUCCCCCUCCCCCCUUAUGGAGCUGGCACAAACUCAAUGUUAUUAUCAUGCACACAAUAAUUACAAUAGAAUACGCAGGUACAAAAUUUCACAAUCAGAAUAUAUGCUUAUUAAUCUUUCACUUUUUAGAUGCUUCAUCUGUGAAUUUUUUUAAUGAAAAGUGUUUAUGUUUUAUAGCAGCUAGAUUUAUUAAUAUUUUCAUUUCUCAUUGUUUUUACCUAAUAACUUAUUUCCAUCAUCCUUCACUUUAUAUCGAUAUGUGAAACCAUUCUUUUGGAAUACUAGCUGCAGAAUUGUAGUUCUAUGGGAAAUUUGGGUUGUUGAUGAAACAUGUAGAUUUUUUAAAGUUCCAUCUAUAUACAGAAACAGUAUAUUUAUUGUGCACAAAAAUUUGCGUUUUGGAAUUAUUUACCUGGUUUUGGAAUAUAUCCAGUAUAAAAAUUUAAUUCCAAAAAAUUCCUGUAACUAUAGCUCUAAGGUUUUCCUGUAGAGCUACAGUUCUGCAGCUAAUGAAAAUUCUUGCUAUAAGAGAGCCAUUAAUGAAAUUAUUAAUAUAUAAUUUUUGUUUCUAAUUAAAAAAUAAUUCUGCACUGGAAGGUGUUCAAUUCAUAAACUGUGGGGUUUGGUUACUUGUGUACCAUAUUUAAUGUUUUAGGGUUGCAUGAAAGGGAACUUUUGUUCAUUGCUAGUUUUGGGCAUUUAUGGUUAACAGACAUUGUUAAAUAAAUGUAUUUUUAUUUGUACAUACAAUUAGUUCACAAAUGCAUAAUGAAGAUCACUAGAAACAGUGAAUAAAUUAUUAUGAAUGA
Magallana angulata is the source of this 2175-nucleotide messenger RNA. Its product is annotated as protein PRRC1-A-like. Gene Ontology annotation, molecular function: protein kinase A regulatory subunit binding. Gene Ontology annotation, cellular component: cytoplasm. Lineage: Eukaryota; Metazoa; Mollusca; Bivalvia; Ostreida; Ostreidae. The transcript is spliced from 10 exons. Bases 188 to 1309 code for a protein of 373 amino acids. Gene Ontology annotation, biological process: activation of protein kinase A activity. The record is from RefSeq and is a predicted model, not a curated record.